Prorocentrum cordatum is the source of this 753-nucleotide messenger RNA. NCBI's taxonomy places the organism in Eukaryota, Dinophyceae, Prorocentrales, Prorocentraceae. The record is from the annotation of a GenBank genome assembly.
AUGGGCGAGAGGCCGGAGCGGGAGCGGAGCCCCAGGAGGGCCGGUCGCUGUCGCGCCGUCCUGCUCGACCUGGACGACACGCUGGUGCCGACCAGCGCCAUCGACCAGCAGGCGAUCGGCGCGGCCGCGCGCCUGGCCGCGGAGCGCGGAGCGGGCGAGGGUGCAGCGCCAGAGGCGAUCGCGGAGAGCUUCAAGAAGUUGCUGAGGGCGGAGCCCUUCCCGCCCGCGGGCAGCGGGGCCUCGCUGGCCGAGUGGAGGACCGCGCUCUGGGCGCGGGCCAUGGGGCGGCCCGCGGCCGAGGCCGCCGCCGUGCACGACCACUGGGCCCAGGAGCGGCUGCGGCUGUUCGUGUUCCCGGAGGAGGUGAGGGGCCUGCUGGAGCGGCUGAAGGACCGCUAUCCGGAUGGCGAUCGUCACCAACGGCCACGCCGACGUCCAGCGGCCGAAGCUCGCCGCGUGCGGUGCGGCGGCGAUCUUCGGCGAGCUCGCCGUGGUGUCGGGCGAGCAGCCCGAGGCGAAGCCCCACGUCUCCAUCUUCCGCACGGCCCUGCAGCUGCUCGGCGCGGAGCCGUCCGAGGCCAUCAUGGUCGGGGACUCCCUGGCCGCGGACAUCCGGGGCGGUAUCGACGCCGGCCUCCUCGCCACCGUCUGGGUCCGCGGAGCGCAGCCCGACCCCGACCCUGCGGGCCCGCAGCCCAGCCACACCAUUCGGGGGCGCUGGAGGCCGUGCUCGACGAGCUGGGCUCCCGGUAG